AUGGCACGUAUGCGUCAAGAGCGCAUCGAAGAGGAAGAGCGACUCGAAGAGCAGCGAAAGCGUAAGCAGGCUGAAGAAGAAGCAAGGCUACAAGGGGAGCUAGAUCGACAGCGUGCAGCGGUUCAAGAAGCAGCAGACCUACAACAGAAGUUGGAGGAGCAGCAUUUAGCCGAUGAGAAGAAACGAGUUGAAGACGAGCAAGCUUAUCAGGAGAGAAGGCUAGCCGAAGAGCGCAAAUUCAACGAGGAAAUCGAGGCGAAGCGCCAGCAACAGCAACUUGAAGAUAAAGCGGCAGCGAAACAACGACAGGAGAGAGAACAGGAGGAAGAGCGACUAAGGCAAGAGCGCAUAGCGAAUGAGGAGCAAGAACGUAUCCGGUUGGAGAAGGAACGAGAAGCUGCUAGGCUGAAGCAAGAAGAGGAAGAUCGCCAGCGCGAAGUUGAACUAAAGCUAGCAGAAGAAGAGAGAAAUCGGACGGAGUCGGAGAAUGCAGUACACGUGGAUAACGAUGCCUCGCUGGAGGAUGCUUCUUGGCAAAAGUCGAGUGCUGAAGAUGGCUCUGAUCACAACGGCAGUGAAGACGCGAGCGCUGAUACCGCUCUUGAAGAGACUGAUGCUAUUGUACAAGAAGCCCCAUUGGCAAUUGACAACACUCAAGCCCUUCCGCUAGAAGAUGCAACGCCCUCUGAUGAAGGCCACGUACAGGAAGAGCCGUUGGUAGCAAAUGCUGACGACAGUGAGAAGGAGGAGGACAGUAUUCCCGUCACCGUGUCAGAGCCACCACCGAAAACCCUUGAGGAAGAAGAGCAGGAAAGACAACAAGCUGCGGAGGAGGCGAAAAAGAAGGAAGAUGAAAACGUCAUCGACGUGUAUCGCCAGCGCGUACUUGCCAGGAAAGCAGCCGAGAAACAGCGCCAAAUGGAGCAAGAAGCGGAAAACGAUCGAAAGGCGAAAGAGGAGGAGGAACGACAGAGACUCCAGCUCUUGGAUGAUGGAAGCGAGUCUGACCAUGAGCUGGAGCUAUCGGGGGGAUCAUUUGCCGAGUCGAGUGCUGCAAGCAACAGUGAUUCGUUUUAA
This is a messenger RNA of Phytophthora sojae, 1077 nucleotides long. RefSeq lists its product as hypothetical. The transcript has 2 exons. The coding region runs from base 1 to 1077 and encodes 358 amino acids. NCBI's taxonomy places the organism in Eukaryota, Oomycota, Peronosporomycetes, Peronosporales, Peronosporaceae. The record is from RefSeq and is a predicted model, not a curated record.